Molecule: messenger RNA, 1416 nt
Organism: Rangifer tarandus platyrhynchus (Svalbard reindeer)
Lineage: Eukaryota; Metazoa; Chordata; Mammalia; Artiodactyla; Cervidae
Source: the annotation of a GenBank genome assembly
AUGAGCCGGCGCGUGGUUCGGCAGAGCAAGUUCCGCCACGUGUUUGGACAGGCGGCAAAGGCUGACCAGGCCUACGAGGACAUCCGUGUGUCCAAGGUCACAUGGGACAGCUCCUUCUGUGCCGUCAACCCCAAAUUCCUGGCCAUUAUUGUGGAGGCUGGGGGUGGAGGUGCCUUCAUCGUCCUGCCUCUGGCCAAGACAGGGCGAGUGGAUAAGAACUACCCACUGGUCACUGGGCACACUGCCCCUGUGCUGGACAUUGACUGGUGCCCGCACAAUGACAACGUCAUCGCCAGUGCCUCAGACGACACCACCAUCAUGGUGUGGCAGAUUCCAGACUAUACCCCUGUGCGCAACAUCACAGAGCCCAUCAUCACACUGGAGGGCCACUCCAAACGUGUGGGCAUCCUUUCCUGGCACCCCACUGCCCGGAAUGUCCUGCUCAGUGCAGGUGGUGACAAUGUGAUCAUCGUCUGGAACGUGGGCACUGGGGAGGUGCUCCUGAGUCUAGACGACAUGCAUCCGGACGUCAUCCACAGCGUGUGCUGGAACACCAACGGGAGCCUGCUAGCCACCACCUGCAAGGACAAGACCCUGCGAAUCAUCGACCCGCGCAAGGGCCAGGUGGUGGCGGAGCGAGCCCGGCCUCACGAGGGCGCCCGCCCGCUGCGGGCCGUCUUCACCACAGACGGGAAGCUGCUCAGCACCGGCUUCAGCAGGAUGAGUGAGCGGCAACUCGCGCUCUGGGACCCGAACAACUUCGAGGAGCCAGUGGCGCUGCAGGAGAUGGACACAAGCAACGGGGUCCUACUGCCUUUCUACGAUCCCGACUCCAGCAUCGUCUACCUGUGCGGAAAGGGCGACAGCAGCAUUCGGUACUUUGAGAUCACCGAGGAACCGCCCUUCGUGCACUACCUGAACACCUUCAGCAGCAAGGAGCCGCAGAGGGGCAUGGGCUUCAUGCCCAAGCGGGGACUCGAUGUCAGCAAGUGCGAGAUCGCACGGUUCUACAAGUUGCACGAAAGAAAAUGUGAACCCAUCGUCAUGACUGUGCCCCGCAAGUCAGACCUGUUCCAGGACGACCUUUACCCAGAUACACCGGGCCCCGAGCCGGCCCUAGAAGCGGACGAAUGGCUAUCAGGUCAGGACGCCGACCCCGUGCUCAUCUCAUUGAGGGACGGUUACGUGCCUCCCAAGCACCGCGAGCUCCGUGUCACCAAGCGCAACAUCCUGGACGUGCGCCCGCCCUCCGGUCCUCGUCGCAGCCAGUCAGCCAGCGAUGCCCCCUUGUCGCAGCACACCCUGGAGACGCUGCUGGAGGAGAUUAAGGCCCUGCGAGAGCAGGUGCAGGCCCAGGAGCAGCGCAUCACAUCUUUGGAGAAUAUGCUGUGCGAGCUGGUGGACGGCACGGACUAG